ACUCCAGGGGGUAGAAACCACCCACACAAACAGCCGAGGUUGGACCCCAGAGGCAAACAAAGGUGCCAAGGGAGAAGGCAGGCCUCUGUGGUGACAAACACUCCCACCCAGAAUACUCCAGAAGGCGCCAGCCAGAGCUGCGGCUAAGCCAGACACCCCACCACCAGGGGAAGUGACACCUGUGCAUCCCAGCCCCAGGGUGCCCCUGGCACGUCCUUUCCUUGCAGUGGACAGGCCAUCUAGACAGAAGGGAGGCUGUGGCCUGGACCGAGGCUCUAGAUCCAUUCUCUUUCACCCACUGCAAGUCGGACACUCUCAGCAAAGACUCUUUAACAUGUGUGCCCUGGGCCCCAGAAUGACAUCACAGAGGGGCAGAAGUGGAAAGGCAGACAGGAAGCACUGGUUACUAAGUAACAGGCCCCAGCCCACCUUUGUUGGCUUUGGUGACAGCAAGGAAGGCCUGAUCAAGGCCACUGGCUAUGCUAGCACCUUCUCUCCCGACAGGUGCUUCUUCGAGUCAGGGUGCUGCUCUGAUCACCAGGUGGUCUCUUCAUCUGGGCCCCCAAAAGUGCGGCCACGGUGUUUGCCCUCACUGGACGCAGGGCUGCUGACGGCAGAGGCAGGUUCCCAUGAACCAAACAGUAAUACAGAAGCAUGCUUGGAAUGAGGACUUUUGGCAGAACCCCUGGGACCAGGGAGGCCUGAUAGUAAUCUGCGUAUUCAUCGCCACAGUCCUUUUCCUCAUCCUGCUCGCGACCGUGUUUGGUUUGGUGGAUCAAUUGGAGAUGGACAGGUGUGAGGAGGAGUGACCUGACUCCCAGGGGCCGAGAAGGCAGCAGAGCCUGAAGGCAUACGAAAGCCACUUCCAUACCUCAGGUGGAAAGAGAGACAGCUAGCGACGUCCCCUAACAGGCUCACAGACUCGCCCGGCAGCUUCACGGAUCCUCGAUGAGGACACAGACAACCAGAUGAAAUAAAAAUUCUUUGCAGAUCUGCGAACUUCUGAGAGCUCAUUUCCUAUCUAGACGCAGGGCAAGCUUCCCUAGCAAAGCCUCGCCAGGACCCGCGAGACCCUGCGUGGUCUGCCCUGCCUCUCUCCAGCCAAACCACUCACGCCCUAGGUUCUCAGCACGUCUUCUAAUUCUUGAACACGCCUGACUCUUUCCUGCCACAGGCCUUUGUACAUGUGCUUCCUCUGGACGGGGACACUCCCUCACAAGAUGCCUCAUUCCUCCCCAUCUCAGUCUAAAUCCAAGUUCCUCAGAUAAAUCUCCCCUGGCCCUCUUGAUGGGGGGUAGGGCUAUGUCAUACGGCCUCCAAAUUCCAUAUACUGGGCUGACUCUGUGGUGCACCAAUAAUGCGCUGCUCCAGAGAAGCUGACCCCACGAGGCAAGCACAGUUCCAAGCCCAGCUUGGUUAGCCUGAAGCCCGCUGGGCACACCCAACUGUCCAGGCUCUAGUAGGCUGGAGGACUCAAGGAAGGGGAUCGUGGCAUGGAAAGACCCCAGGGAGGCCGCCUGUCUCUGUCCUCCUCUUACUCUCACAUGCACACAUACGUGCUCUAUGACAAAGAAAAGUAUCAUGUGCUUUUUCUUCAAAGCCCUCU
Molecule: messenger RNA, 1606 nt
Organism: Tupaia belangeri chinensis (Chinese tree shrew)
Lineage: Eukaryota; Metazoa; Chordata; Mammalia; Scandentia; Tupaiidae
Gene: ERLN
Product: endoregulin
Exons: 3
Coding region: 630-809 (59 amino acids)
Source: RefSeq, a predicted model, not a curated record